Molecule: messenger RNA, 2592 nt
Organism: Sungouiella intermedia
Lineage: Eukaryota; Fungi; Ascomycota; Pichiomycetes; Serinales; Metschnikowiaceae
Source: the annotation of a GenBank genome assembly
AUGUGCUCUUCAUCCACGCCACAAAGAGAGGUCUUGCCUACUAACGUGACUCCGCUCCGUUACGACUUGACCUUAGAGCCUUUUUUUGACACUUUCAAAUUCAAUGGUGACCUCACUAUCGACUUGAAGGUCAAUGAGCCCUCUUCCUCCAUCACCUUGAACGUUUUGGAGAUCGAGAUCCAUGAUGCAAAGGUCAACGGUUCUGCUGUGUCUGGAACAUCGUUCGACGAAGACAAGCAGACUGUCACCUUCCAAUUGGCCUCGCAAUUGGCUAAGGACUCCACUGCUGCCUUGUCUAUCAACUUCACUGGUAUCUUGAACGAUAAGAUGGCUGGCUUUUACCGUUCCACCUACACCGAUGAGGAAGGCAACACACGCUACUUGGCUACCACCCAGAUGGAGCCCACUGACUGCCGUCGUGCUUUCCCCUCGUUUGAUGAACCUGCUCUUAAGGCUCGUUUCGAUAUCUCUUUGAUUUCCGACAAGAGCUUGGUCCACUUGUCCAACAUGGACGUUAAGGAGGAGCAGCAAUUGUCAGGUGACAAGAAAAAGACCGUGUUCAACACCACGCCUUUGAUGUCCACCUACUUGGUUGCCUUCAUCGUGGGUGACUUGAAGUAUGUGGAGAACACCUCUUACAACGUUCCAAUCAAGGUCUGGGCCACUCCAGGUCUGGAGCACUUGGGCCAGUACUCGGCCGAUAUUGCAGCAAAGACUUUGGCUUUCUUCGAUAAGAAAUUCGAUAUUCCAUACCCAUUGCCAAAAAUGGAUAUGGUUGCUAUUCAUGACUUCUCGGCUGGUGCCAUGGAGAACUUCGGUCUUAUCACCUAUCGUACGGUUGACUUGCUCUUGGAUCCAGAGAACACUAACGUCAACACCAAACAACGUGUUACCGAGGUGGUGAUGCACGAGUUGGCUCACCAGUGGUUUGGUAACUUGGUCACCAUGGACUUCUGGGACGGGUUGUGGUUAAACGAAGGUUUUGCCACAUGGAUGUCCUGGUACGCCUGUGACUCAUUGUACCCUGACUGGAAGGUCUGGGAGUCUUAUGUCUCUGACUCGCUUCAGCAGGCCUUGAGUUUGGACUCCUUGAGAUCCUCCCACCCAAUUGAGGUACCUGUCAAGCGUGCUGACGAAAUCAACCAGAUUUUUGACGCUAUCUCCUACUCCAAGGGUUCCUCUUUGCUUAAAAUGAUCUCCCGUUGGUUGGGUGAAGAUGUCUUCAUCAAGGGUGUUUCCAACUACUUGAAGAAACACAAGUGGGGAAACACCAAGACUUCAGACUUGUGGGAGGCUUUGAGUGAGGCCAGUGGAAAGGAUGUGGUCACUGUUAUGGACAUUUGGACCAAGAACAUCGGUUUCCCAAUCAUUUCUGUGGAAGAAGCUGGUAAGGAAUUGACCUUCACCCAGCACCGUUUCUUGGCCACUGCUGAUGUCAAGCCAGAAGAGGACAAGGUAUUGUACCCAGUAUUUUUGGGUUUGAAGACUUCCGAGGAGGUUGACGAGUCUUUGGUUUUGGAUACCAGAUCUAAGACUGUCAAGGUUGAUGGUAACUUCAUCAAGAUCAACGCUGACUCCUCUGGUAUCUACCGUACUGCCUACCUGCCAGAACGUUGGACGAAGUUGGGAGAGGCUGGCGUUGCUGGCGCCUUGACUGUUGAAGACAGAGUUGGUUUGGUGGCUGACGCUGGAUCCUUAGCUUCUUCCGGAUUUAUCAAAUCCACUGAUCUUUUGAACUUAGUGAAGGCUUGGUCUGGUGAAUCCAACUACGUUGUCUGGGAGUCUGCUUUGGGUAGUAUUGCUAAGAUUAAGGCAGCUAUGAUUUUUGAAGCCGAUUCCUUCAAGGAUGCAUUGAACGAGUUCACUCUUGACUUGAUCUCUUCCAAGCUUAAGGAAGUUGGAUGGGAGUUUUCUGACUCUGAUUCGUUUGCUGACCAGCAAUUGAAGUCUCUCUUGUUUGGUUCUGCUGCCUCAGCUGGUCACAAGGAAGUUCAAGAGUACAUCAAGGUGUCCUUCCAGAAGUUCAUUUCAGGUGACAAGAAGGCAGUCAACCCUAACUUGAGAGCUACCAUCUUUAACAGUAUUGCCAAGAACGGUGACAUCAACACUUUCAACAAGUUGUUCGAGGUGUACACCAAGCCAGACUCCGUGGAGGAGAAGCUUGCUGCAUUGAGAGCUUUUGGUAGAUUCGAAGAUGAUGAGGUUCUCGACAAGGUCACUUCCUUGUUGUUGUCGGACGUUGUUAAGUCUCAGGACAUUUAUAUCCCUAUGCAAGGAAUGAGAGUUCACAAGAAGGGUAUUGAGAAGUUGUGGGCUUGGUUCACUGUCAAUUGGGACGCAAUUUAUAAGUUGUUGCCUCCUGGCUUGUCUAUGUUGGGAUCUAUUGUGAUUAUUUCUACCAGCGGCUUCACAACGACAAAGCAGAAGGAGGAAAUCGAGAAUUUCUUCAAGACAAAGAACACAAAGGGUUUCGACCAGAGUUUGGCCCAGUCUUUGGACAUGAUCACUGCCAAGUCCAACUGGGCUGCUCGUGACACCGAAUCUAUUACCGAGUGGCUCAAGGCCAACGGCUACUCUAAGCCUAGACUUUAA